Molecule: messenger RNA, 2425 nt
Organism: Ostrinia furnacalis (Asian corn borer)
Lineage: Eukaryota; Metazoa; Arthropoda; Insecta; Lepidoptera; Crambidae
Gene: SAK
Product: polo like kinase SAK
Exons: 1
Coding region: 95-2134 (679 amino acids)
Biological process (GO): protein phosphorylation
Cellular component (GO): nucleus
Molecular function (GO): protein kinase activity; ATP binding
Source: RefSeq, a predicted model, not a curated record
UAUACAAAAAAAUAAUGGAUAUGAUUACGGGCAAUAUCAACACAAAGCAUUAUAAAUAUAAUUUUAUUCAUGAUAAACGAAUACUGUAGUAAGAAUGAGUAUGUUUGGAGAAAAGAUAGAAGAAUAUGAAAUAUUGGAACAUCUAGGUAAAGGAGGAUUCGCAAAUGUAUAUAGAGCAAGAUGUCGACGAACAGGAUUGUUUGUGGCCAUCAAAAUGAUAGACAAAGCCCUGAUGGCAAGUGCAGGUAUGAUUGGGAGAGUACGACAAGAAGUCACCAUUCAUUCUCGCUUGAAACAUCCUGCAAUUUUAGAGCUAUUUACAUUUUUUGAAGAUGCACAUUAUGUCUAUUUAGUUUUAGAACUAGCACACAAUGGUGAAUUGGCAAAGCAUUUUAAAUUAGGAACUCGAGGCCUAUCUGAAAAGGCUGCAGCUGAUAUAUUUCGACAAGUCGUAAGUGGUGUGUUAUAUCUUCAUACUCAUAACAUAAUACACAGAGAUUUGUCUCUAAACAAUCUACUGCUUACCAAAGAUCUUAAUGUCAAAAUUGCUGAUUUUGGUUUAGCCACUCAGCUAAAUGGCCCAGAUGAGAAACAUGUCACUAUGUGUGGAACUCCAAAUUAUAUAUCUCCAGAAGUAGCAUCAAGAGAGUUACAUGGAUUACCUGCAGAUGUCUGGGGAUUGGGCUGCAUGUUAUAUACACUUUUAGUAGGAAGACCACCAUUCCAUACUCAGCAUGUUAAAACUACUCUAAAUAAAGUCAUCAAUGCAGACUAUAAAAUACCUCCAGAGCUAUCACUGCCAGCUCAAGAUUUAUUACUAAAACUCUUGUGCAAAGAUCCUAUUAAAAGAAUCACACUUAAGGAAAUAAUGGAACAUCCAUUUAUAACAAGUUUGUGCUCAAAUAAUUCAAAUGUAACAAAGCAAGAUAUUUCUAGAGAUUCAGGGUUUCUCACCACUCUACAUAGCACUCAGCACAGUGGCAAGAUAAGGCAUGAAGACAGAACUUCAUCAGAUUAUCAAUGCUCAAGUGGAAAUGUUGAAGAUUUAAAGCACAAAGCCUCAAAACUAUCUUAUAAUGUAUUUGCUGGAAUGCAAGAAAACUGUACACAGUCAUCUAAUUGUCAUAGUUAUGAUUAUAAAAUGUGUAUGAAUAGUGAAAAAGGGUCAGAAAUUAUUGAUUUCCAGGCCCAGUUACAACCCAGUAGUAGUAUACUACCCCAAAAAAAUGACAAUAGUUCUGAACAAUAUGAUAUAAAAAAAAUGAAUAUUAACUGUAUUACAACUGAAGGGAAAAGAAUGAUAAACUGUGGAGAAAAUAAAGAAAAUAUCCCUAAAAGUUGCAAUUCCACGUCAAAUGCAAUCGGUGUUCCACCAUUAUGUGCAGAAAGAUUGCCAGUUAUUUCACACAGAACUCGUAAUGCUAUAUUAAAGAUAGAACCUACUGCAGUUAUUGUGGAAUUUAUAAAAAAGAAAGGGAAAGACAGAGAAGAGAAGGUUGUUGAGAUAUGCAAAAUUACAAAAGAUGGAAUGAAAAUAAUAAUCUACUCAGUUGAUAACAUUAAAGAAAAAUAUAUAACACCCUUUGCAGAACAUAACCCAAGCCCUGAUGAAGUUUUUUCCUAUCAUAAUCUGCCACAGAAACAUUGGAAAAAGUAUUUAUAUGCAUCUCGAUUUGUAGAACUUGUAAAAGCUAAAACCCCUAAAAUAACUUUAUACUCUUCACUAGCCAAGUGCCAACUUAUGGAAAAUAAUGUGGAUAUGGAAAUAUUUUUUUACAAUGGAGAAAAGGUUGCAUUUGUGUCGACAGAAGGUCUGAAAGUAAUUGAUAAGAAUUCGAAAACUUAUCACAACCCAUAUAAUGUCCCAGAAUUAAAAUAUUUGCUAGAUCAUUAUGAAGAGUGUUCAAACCGCAUAAAGAGAAUACAAUCAGCUCUUUCAUGUAUAUCUGAUGAAUGUUUUCCUUUAAUAAUUGGUAAAAGGCCUGUGCAAACUUUGAGUAAUACUCAAGCUAGUUCUCCAUUACAAGGGUCAGUCAAUGCUAAUUAUAAUAGUCCUCUUUUUAAUGUUGGAUCUUUUCAUCGAACAGCUGCUAGUUCUAGCCAUGCACAUAGUGACUUUAAUAAUAUGUUUUAAUUCACUCAAUGAUAACAUUCAAUUUGAAUGUAUAAAGUAGCUUUCAAUCAACAAGAUUUUAAAAUCACAUAAUCACUGAAGAUGGGACACAUCCAUUAAUGAUCCAGUGUCCAGCUAAAAUUGUAAAUCCAGUAGGAUACCAUAAAUACCAGGAUGCGUAUGUAUUGUACGAAAAAAAUAUCGUUGCGACCAUGAAGCUAAAGAUAUCUGUAGCUUCAUGGUUGCGACUAAACAUUGUAUACCUUACCUACCCUAAAUAUUUGGACAGGCAUAGUUUUGUGUCAUAGCAUA